Messenger RNA from Odontomachus brunneus, 1161 nucleotides. Its product is annotated as calcium and integrin-binding protein 1-like. The record is from RefSeq and is a predicted model, not a curated record. The transcript is spliced from 5 exons. NCBI's taxonomy places the organism in Eukaryota, Metazoa, Arthropoda, Insecta, Hymenoptera, Formicidae. The coding region runs from base 296 to 850 and encodes 184 amino acids. Gene Ontology annotation, molecular function: calcium ion binding.
AAGAGGAAAUAAUAGAAAGAAAAAUGUGUAUGGUGUGUUAAGAGUGACAUGUGGAUGAAGCUUUGAGUUUCUAAGUCGCUACAUUUUGUCACUAUGACAGGUUUCAUAACCUAUCGUACCGUUAAUUUUAACAAUUAAUAUUUCGUUUUGCGGGACAGUACAACGAUUUUAACUUUUAUAUUCGAUUUCUGCACCUGAAAAUACACAAUAUUGUUGAGUUUUAGCCAAAUUAGAGGUGAGGACUCUAAAUUGUAUAAUUAUUCUGUGUUUGUUGUGUAGAAUUAAAUAUUUAAAGAUGGGCGCAAGAAGUAGUCAAUUUACUGAAGAAGAGUUGCAGGAUUAUCAAGAUUUAACAUACUUUACGAAGAAGGAGGUCUUACAUGCUCAUCAAAAAUUCAAAGCACUUGCACCAGAAAAAGUUGGGCAUAAUAGGAAUGCGAAACUUCCAAUGUCUAAGAUUUUACAAUAUCCUGAACUUAGAGUAAAUCCUUUUGGGGAUAGAAUUUGUAAGGUCUUUAGCUCUAGUCAGGAUGGCGAUUGUACUUUUGAAGAUUUCUUGGAUAUGAUGUCAGUAUUUAGCAAUGCUGCUCCAAAGGCUGUUAAAGCUGAACAUGCAUUUAGAAUAUUUGAUUUUGAUGGUGAUGAUAUGCUGGGUGUAGGAGAUUUGAGACAAGUGGUUGACAGGUUAACUGCACCCCAGAGAUUGAAUGAUAAUGACAUGCAGCAAGUUCUCCAGUAUAUUCUUGACGAAGCUGAUCUAGAUGAUGAUGGUGCUUUGAGCUUUGCAGAAUUUGAGCACAUUAUAGAGAAAAGCAGCGACUUUUCUAAGAGCUUUGCUAUUCGUUUGUAAACAUUGGUAUUUAGCAUUUUUAACAAAAAAUAGUCAACAAAAGACUGAUAUUGAUUUAUACUACAUAUACUGGAUACUACAUAUUAAUUAUACUAAUAAAGUGGAUCUAAUAGAUAAUUCAGGAAAAAUAUUAUGUUCGACAUGCAUGGAAUGUGCCAAAACUCUACAAUUAGGCCUAAAUGUGACAUCAAUAAAUCUCUUAUUUCUUAUUUUUCACUGUGCUAUUAUGUGAUAAAAGAAAUAUUUCUAAACAUGAAAUUACUUUUAUAUUGUUUCUAUAAUCUCAAACUAGUUUUAUAUGUUUUAUAGCA